Molecule: messenger RNA, 1635 nt
Organism: Gastrolobium bilobum
Lineage: Eukaryota; Viridiplantae; Streptophyta; Magnoliopsida; Fabales; Fabaceae
Product: sugar transporter ERD6-like 4
Exons: 19
Coding region: 1-1635 (544 amino acids)
Biological process (GO): transmembrane transport; carbohydrate transport
Cellular component (GO): membrane
Molecular function (GO): sugar transmembrane transporter activity
Source: RefSeq, a predicted model, not a curated record
AUGCCUUCGUAUGCCAAGUUCCUAAAGGAGACAUUAUCUAAGAAGCGGAAGCUCAAAGAGGAUGAACCUGUUACACUAAUAGAGGAGUGCAGUGCAAUCAUACAGAAAAACUUGCCUCCAAAGUUGAAAGAUCCAGGGAGCUUCAGCCCUGUUCCUUUUGACCUUUCACAAACUCUUAGAAUUGAAUCUACAUUUUUCUAUCGAAACCUUCGAAUUUUCGAGGCAAUGCCUUCGGGGGCGGAUGAGGAUGCUAAGGACAUUAAGAAACCACUCGUAAAAAAAAACGCUGGAAGUGGCUCUUUCUUUGUUGUGCUAUGCGUUCUCAUCGUUGCUUUGGGUCCUAUUCAAUUCGGUUUCACGUGUGGCUUUUCUUCACCAACGCAAGCAGCUAUGAUUAAAGAUCUUAAUCUCUCAAUUGAAAAGUUUUCUCUCUUUGGAUCUUUAUCCAACAUUGGUGCAAUGGUCGGAGCAACCGUCAGUGGUCAACUAGCAGAAACCUUUGGGCGUAAGGGGUCACUAAUAUUCGCAGCAGUCCCAAAUAUAUUUGGAUGGCUCGUCAUUUCUAUAGCCAAAGAGUCAUCGCUUCUAUAUAUGGGAAGAUUAUUGGAAGGUUUUGGCGUGGGAAUAAUCUCUUAUGUGGUGCCGGUUUAUAUAGCAGAGAUAUCACCUCGAACAAUGAGAGGUAGCCUUGGAUCUGUGAACCAGCUUUCGAUUACGAUCGGGAUAAUGCUGGCUUAUUUGUUGGGCGUAUUUGUCAACUGGAGAACGCUAGCACUAUUAGGAGUUCUUCCCUGUGCAAUAUUGAUACCUGGGUUAUAUUUCAUUCCAGAAUCACCUAGAUGGUUGGCCGAAAUGGGGAUGACAAAAAAGUUUGAAGCUUCUUUACAAACCUUACGAGGAUCCCGUGUUGAUAUUACUAUGGAAGCACAGGAAAUCCAGGGAUCUUUGGCAUCGAACAACACAUCGACACACGGUAUACAGUUAGCAGAUCUCAAGAAGAGAGGAUAUUGGUUUCCUUUGAUGGUAGGUAUUGGAUUACUUAUGCUCCAACAACUUUCUGGUAUCAAUAGUGUUUUUUUCUAUUCUAGUAAGAUAUUUUCAAGAGCAGGAAUUUAUUCCAGCGACGCUGCUACAUUUGGACUCGGAGCUAUUCAGGUCGUAAUGACUGGGAUCUCUACUUGGUUGGUGGACAAAAGUGGUCGAAGGAUCCUUCUAGUAGUAUCCUCCUCUGUAAUGACACUUAGCCUCCUCCUUGUUGCUACAUCAUUCUAUCUGGAGGCAGUCGUAUCAGAUGAUGCUCACAUUCGUCAAAUGUUAGCAAUGCUCUCUGUUGUGGGGCUUGUGGCUUUGGUCAUUGGUUUUUCUCUCGGCAUUGGACCAAUCCCUUGGAUUAUAAUGGCUGAGAUACUUCCACUAAAUAUUAAGAGCUUUGGUGGCAGUGUAGCCACCUUUAUGAAUUGGUUCACUGCCUCAGUAAUCACCAUGACUGCAAACUUGCUUUUAAAUUGGAGCAAUGCAGGAACAUUCACAAUUUAUGCAAUUUUUUCCGCCUUCACGGUUGCUUUUUCAAUGAUUUGGGUUCCCGAGACCAAGGAUAGAGCAUUGGAAGAAAUUCAAGCAUCGUUUGGAGGAUAA